UCUCUCCCCCCUCUUGGCCAUCUGUCUUUUCUUACCACAGGAGGAAACCACACUCUGUUGCUCUUCCUCGCCCGUUCUCUCUGCCUUUUUUAACCUCGUCAUCCUUUUCUUUCUUCCUGUCUCUCCCCUGGUUACUGGAUCAAAGCUAGUGUUUCUCUACGAAGAUACCGCUUCUCAGUGUUAGUUUGGAAACAGAGGAGAGAGACAUUUAAGCCAGUGGUGGGAGAGCACCUGUUGACAUCAGCAACAGCAGUGGAAUUCUUACUGGACCGACACCUGGAGUUCCUGUCCGACCAUACAGCCUACCAACCAUACCAGGAUGAGGUGGACAGUCAAAACCCAGUGUUAAGAGACAACCCUCAGCUUCAUGAAGAAGUGAAGGGCUGGCUUAAAGACCAGAAGGUGCAGGAAAUUUUUAUGCAAGGUCCCUAUUCAUUAAAUGGCUACCGUGUGCGUGUGUAUAGACAAGACUCAGCCACCCAGUGGUUCACUGGUAUCAUUACACAUCACGACCUCUUCAGUCGAAACAUGGUUGUUAUGAAUGACCAGGUGCUAGAGCCUCAGAACGUGGAUCCAUCUAUGGUCCAGAUGACCUUUCUGGAUGAUGUGGUCCACUCUCUGCUGAAAGGAGAAAACAUUGGCAUUACCUCCAGGCGAAGGUCACGAUCCAGUCAGAACAACAACACUGCCCAUAUGGCGGGAGGGAGACCCGGCGGGACCACUGGCAACACUCAGAGUCAUUACACACGAGCCCAAGCUAACAGCCCUCGUCCCAUCAUGACACCAUUAGGCCCCAACCCUAAAGGCUCCCAGGGUAUGCUUGCUUCCCAACAACUGAGCCAGUCACAGCAAAGUCAGCAACCAGCCAGCCAAUCACACCACUCACCUGGUGGCAGUGGGCGGGAGCAGAGAGAGCAGCGCAACUCCCGUUCUUCCAGGAGGAAGGGAUCAGAUAGCAGUGUUCCAGAGGAGGAAAAGGACAGAAGGGAAGAGACCACGGGUCGAGACUCUAAAUCCAAGGCGAAGCAGUCUGUAAACAAACGCAGGAAGGGUGAAGAAGAUGAAAAGAAGGCGGGUCUAAAGCGGCUGAAGACUGACAUGACGUCUGAUCUAUCAGAAAGUAGCGACUCAGAAAACCCUCACAAUAAGAGAGCCACCCACUCAUCUUGCUCUUCUUCGUCGUCGUCCUCCUCCUCCUCCUCUUCCUCCUCCUCCUCCUCUUCUUCCUCCUCAGAGCCCAACUCUGAGAAUGAGCUAAAGACUCGCAGCAAUGUGAAACCAAGUGCCAUUUCUAAAAUGGAGGAGGACGAGAAGCCACUUCUGCAGGGACCCAAAAUGAAUGAUUCCUCAGCACUCAUUGGCUGCCUGUCCCCAUGGGCGGAGCUUCAAGUAACAGAGGAUAUUAAGAAGAGCGUAGUUAAGGAGCCAAGCAAAAUGUUAACAAAGGAGGAUGAGGAGUUGGUAGCAGUAACACAGAUCACCCAGUCUCCACGGCAACAGACGCCGCUAAUGUCUGAUGUCGUCCAGGGCGGCAUUAUGGAGAACAGCAAGAACGCUGUGAAAGCAUCAUCUCGAUCCCAGACACCAUCGCUGUCCCACCUCCACAGUAGCAGUGUGAUUGACAUCACAGAUGAUGCCCAGGCCACUGUGCACCGUGAGAGUUCAGAGGCUGUGUCAGCACUGCUUGCCUCCCAGAAGGCCGAAUCCACAGCCCUCUCACCUUACCUCCCUCUCAACCCCUCACCUGUCUCCUCACCACCUGUUGCUCCAUCUCCCUCACCAUCAGAGGGAGGCCGCAGGAUAGAGAUUGAACCUCCAAUGCAGCAGCAAGGCAUUCUGGGAGGUGGCAUUACAACAGCCAAGAGCUUAAGCAGCAAGUUGGAGUUUGCUCCCUCUGAGAUCAUCAGGCCUGUUACAUCGAUGGCUGAAAAUGUAAUGCUGGUGGAAAAGGAGAAAAAUAUCCUUCCUCACCAUCUUCAUUAUCAACAUCAACAACAACAGCAACAACAUCAUACACUACAACCACAACACUAUACACCUUUUCACUCUGGUAUCAAGAGUCCAUCUUUAUCUGAAGAGUCAAGAAAACACCUUCAACAGCAACCGGCCCCCCACAAGAUGAACACAGUCCUCCCUCCUGAUAUUUCUAAAUCUCAAAUGAGCCCCAGCCCGAACCCCAACUCUGCUCAUGUGGACUCCCUAAAACAGAAAUCCCAGCACCCCAACAGCUCUCAGAGCCCUGUCUACCCAAACACAAACCCAGCUGAUCUUGUUAAAGCUAAGCCUCAUCCAGGCCUGCUGGACAUUUGUAAACCUAAACCCAACACCUCCCCAGAGGUAUCUAAGCAUAAAAUACCAAGGUAUUCGGAUACCUCCCCACCUCCAUCUGGCCGUUUGCCCAUUAAAAUGGAGUCAUCAGAACCUCCCCGGUCUUCUUUCAAGCCAGUGCUGUCAGAGUCAGGUGGAGUCGGUACAAGCAGCAACACCAAGAGUCCGCUGAUUAUUAAGAAGAAUGAGCCCUUCACUGUUUACAGAGACCCAGCACUUAUUCGCUCAGACGCAGAGAAUUCUGCCUCUGCAACAGUCUCUUCCAACCACGUGGCAGCCUAUCUCCAUCCCCACCUGCACACACUGCACUCCCCCCACUCACCCUGCCUCACCCCUGCAUCACACCCCCAUGCAGCUUCCCAUCUCCUUGCCACUCCUCACACCUCAGCCUUACCUCACCCUCACCUUUUACCUUCCACUGUGCUCCCAGCCAUGGCGCCUCCUGCAGCAUCUCUCCACCCUCGGCUCGACUCUCCGGGCAGUUUGGGUCACCUUCCUCUGCCCCACCCGACAGCCACACACCAGCAACAGUUCCUACAGAGUCAGGGCCAUCCUUCACCGUCUCUUCUAGCCCAGGCUCACAGUGGGGCUGCCGGACUCGGCCUGUACCCAAUCCUUUGGCAGUACCCCAACGGAACGCCAACUUCCUACCCCCCAGGGCUCAACAUUUCCCCUGCAGCAAAGUGGGUCCACCCUGAAAAUCCUGUCACUGUGAAUUCUGAGGCCUCUCUCAGGAGGAAUACUGCCAGUCCAUGGCUUCACCAGGCUGCUGGUAGUGCUGGUGACAGUUUGGGAUUGCUGAGCCACGUUCCUGUCCGGCCAGCCAGCGCUGAUGCCCACCGCCCCCCUGUCAAGAUCACCCACACAAGCCCUCCACUGUCAAAGGCCAGUGUGGAUCUUCAUAAAGAGACAGUGACACUGGCACAGCUGAAACAGGAGCAGACAGACAGAAGUCGCACUCCGACAGGAAAAGAUGUCCACCUACACCGCAUUUACCUAGAUCCCCACAGCAAGCCUCGUCUGACGAAUACACAGGAGGCACUCCAGGCAGCAGACCGAGCCAGUAAAUACAAAGAGGAAAAUCGUCAAAUCCUGAAAGAGAGCAUUGAGGUUGCUCCUUUCACUGCUAAAAUCCAGCGCUCCACUGACCCUGUGAUGGAUAGGGACAGAGAGAGAAGUAGAGAUCCAAGCUUUUCUAUUCGGAUACCAGGUCUUCCCUCACCAAGCCUCAAGACUGGCCACACCCUCCCUCAUACCGUGCAGUCAGAAAAGAGCAACUAUUACACCACACUGUCUAACAGCGUAGUGAAUGAGCCUCCAAGACUCUACCCCUCCAAGGAUGUCAGUUCUUACUAUGAGAAAGUGUCGAUUGGAGCCCCAGGGGUUGUAGCCAGUGUUGGGGCCUCUGUACAAAGCUCAGGAGCUCUGUCAGUGGGCAGCUACAGCUCCAGUUCCAAAAACUCACUCUCCAAGCCCCCUCCCCUGAUUAAGCACCAGCCAGAGGGAGGAGAAGGUUUAGCAGGAAAAAUCACUGAGCAGCUUAGCCAGCAGGUGACCCUCAUCCAACCACAGCAUCAGCACCACACAAGCGUAGACAGGAUAGACCAUCGCAGCUCUGCUAUUUCUCCUCCUUCCUCGUUAUCCUCCUCUUCAUCCUCAGCCUCUAACCAUCACCAUCACCACCAUCAGCAGCAGCAGCAGCAGCAACAACAGCUCAGGGCAAUGCCAUCUCUCCACCGAGCACCUGUCUUCCAUCCACCCACACAGCACGCGCUGGAACGCAAAGAGGCUGUAGAGAGAGAAAGAGCAGCUCAUGGUGGACGCCUGUCUCCACCAACCCUCACACCGAUUCAGCCAGUUAGCUUACUUGUAACUGGUAGCAAAACAUCAGCAGAGCAGCAGAAGCCCCCUACAUUGCUGCCGGAGCUCAGGGACAUCAAAGGUCAUGGAGCUGUCAUCACCUCUGUGGCCUCUGCCAUCCCCAGGGAGAUUCUGACUUUGUCAACAGAUGGGCGCAAAGGCAGAGAGAUGAUAGAGGAAAGAGGAGGGGUGUGCUCUGGAGAUAAAGGGUUGUCAAAAAAGCCCCAAUCAGCAAUGGCAUCAGUCAUUGUACGAUCAUCUAUGAAUUACGACAGUCCUGUUGGUGCUAAGAAAACUGGUGCUGUUAUCCAUAAAGAGCUCCCCCAGGGGAGGUUCUACACAUCCAAGCUUCAGGAGGAAUGUCCUAGACUAGUGGAGGGUUUUACAGAACCUGCAGCAGGUAGGGUUAUUCAACACAACUCGAACCUGGAUGAUAUCUGUGUCCAGUAUAACAAGACGUCUAUGCGUGGUGUGCCAGGACCUAUGGGAGCUGGUGUUACAAACUCCGUGUGCAGGACUGCCAUUUCAGUCUCAUCAACUUAUGGAUUGCAGAGUAAAAGUGGGACAGCUACUUCUGAGCCAGUGUACUCAGCCUCAGCCCGGGGUGAGUUUGCAGCCCUUAAAACUGGCAUUGGUGGCCAGAUGCUCAGCCAUAUAGGACCAGAGACAGAGAAAGACCUGCAGGAGGACUUUGGCGCACACACAUCUCCAGGGGUGUCUAUGACUCCUACUAGUGUAGCAGGAGGACCUCACCCUGGCCCAAGCCUUACCCAAACACCUAGCUCAAUUUCUGGCUCUAGCCAGCCUUAUGCCCCUUCUUUUGUCCACCUCAAGAAGCACAAAGCUGCUUUAGCUGCAGCACAGUCCAGAAGCAACCUACCUACCCCUCCCACAUCAGUCACAACUGGAAAUUCUUCCUUAACUGUGGAUUCAGUUGAGAAAACCCCAGUUCCCAGCUCCCCUCCUCCACCCUCUACUAAUCAAGCCUCCUCAUUGCUGGCUGAUAGCAGUAGCAAUAGUUCGGCAAGCAGGAGCACAACACCAGGCAAGUCCAGCCCACUGCUUAACGGCCAGUCCCUGGGAUCAGCCUCAACAAGCUGCGCACAGUCCAGUAACUACCACAAGCUGAAAAAAGCCUGGUUAACCCGACACUCUGAGGAGGACAGGAACACAGCUACUACUACAUGCUCAAGUAUUAAGGUGGAAAAAAUUCCUAGCACCACUACCACAAGUAACACCACAGCUAUGUCAGAAAUGAUCAAGCCCUGUACAGUUAAUCUCAGUGCCUCCACCUCCAAUGAGGUGGAGAUGAGCAAAGAAAUUGGAAGCAAAGGUGAGAGGGAGAGACAACUGGAGGAAAAGGUGGUAGGAGGACCAGGAGGAGGAGGUGGGGAAGAGAAAAAAGUGGUGCCUUUAUCAAGGAGGGGGAACAAACGUGCAUAUGAGUCUGGUUCAGAGAGUGGUGGAGAUGAUUCUGACACCAGUGAGAGCAAGAUGGAGGGCCGAGCCAAGCGUCAACCUAAACCAACCUACAAGAAGAAGCAGAAUGACAUGGCCAAGAAGAAAGGAGACAAUGAAAAAGAGGAAGAUGACUUGAAGCCCAACAAUAUCUUCAGAUCAGCCCGAGAGAAGACUAAACUCAAACUUGCCAGCAGCAAUGGGAUCCCACGCUCUGUGCUUAAGGACUGGAGGAAAGUGAAGAAGCUGAAGCAGACAGGGGAGUCCUUCCUGCAGGAUGAUUCGUGUUCAGAAAUUGGACCCAACCUGCAGAAAUGUAGGGAGUGCAGGGUGGUCCGCAACAAGAAAGGCGAGGAGCCGGCUCACUCCCCUGUCUUCUGUCGUUUCUACUAUUUCAGACGGCUUUCCUACAGUAAAAAUGGAGUCAUCCGGAUGGAUGGCUUCUCCACUCCAGACCAGUUUGAUGAUGAGGCCCUCAGCUUGUGGGUCCCUGGGGCAAUGGAGGAGAGCCACCUGGACCAAACUACAGCCAAGUAUAUCCUAAGCUUCAUAGGAGACAAGUUCUGUCAGAUGGUUGCAACUGAGAAUACUGCAGCCAGCUGGAUUAAAAAGGAUGCCAAGCUGGCGUGGAAGCGAGCAGUGAGAGGAGUGAGGGAGAUGUGUGACGCAUGUGAAGCAACACUUUUCAACAUCCACUGGGUCUGUCAGAAAUGUGGCUUUGUUGUCUGCCUCGACUGCUACAAGGCCAAAGAAAGAAAGAGCUCCAAAGAUAAAGAGCUAUACGGAUGGCUGAAGUGUGUUAAAGGCCAGCCCCACGAUCACAAACACCUCAUGCCAACCCAGAUCAUCCCUGGUUCAGUGCUGACAGAGCUGGUGACAUCCAUGCACUCCCUCAGAGAAAAACACAGUGUUAAGUCUCACUGUCCCUGUAACAGCAAACAGAAUCUCCUCACCAAACUACCUGCCACCAACGGAGUCUCACAGGUUCUGCAAAAUGUUCUAAACCACAGCAACAAGCUGUCCCUGGUGAAAGCUGAGCCAGGCUCUCUGCAGAACUCUGACCUAGGAGGAACGAAGGCAGAAACUAAUGGAGGAGGUGGUGGAGGAAGCAGUCCAGGCAACGAUGCUGGAAGUGCUCCCGUCACCCCACCAGAGUCCCAGUCACCAUUACACUUCCUGGCAGACUUGGCAGAGCAGAAAUCCAGGGAAGAAAAGAAAGAAAACAAAGAGUCAGUGCUGCUGGAUAAAACUGUGAAGGAAGACAAGGAAGAGGACAGCCUGGAAGUCCUGCAGCAGUGUAAAACCCCCUCAUUGGGUAACAGUACAGAGCAGGGCUCCACACUCAGAGAUCUUCUCACCAGUACAGCAGGAAAGCUGAAGCUGGGUUCUACUGAUGCAGGAAUAGCCUUUGCACCGGUUUACUCCACUGCUUCACAGACUGGGAAGGGUGGACGGACCAUGCCCAAUAUUCUUGAUGACAUCAUUGCUUCAGUAGUAGAGAAUAAAAUCCCCGCCAGUCGCCAGAACAUUACCACCAAGUUGUCAAUAAAGCAAGAGCCGAUCACCCUGACCAACAGUAGCAACAAUCCUGCCCCAGCUGUUAUUGAGAAUGCCAAGCCAGAGAAGAAAAAGCCAGCGCCUUUUACUGCAGCAGAAUCGGAGGACUUAACCAGCCAGUAUCCAGACAUUCCCCACUGCUGGUUGAACAACAGACAAUUACUGUGGCUCAGAGAUCACCGCAACCAGAACAACUGGAAGCUCUUCAGAGAGUGCUGGAAACUAGGACAGCCUGUGUUGGUGUCAGGGAUCCAUAAGCGACUGAAUGCCAGUCUGUGGAAGGCUGACUCCUUCAACCAGGAGUUUGCAGACCAUCAGGGAGAUCUCCUGAACUGUAAAGACCAGGUGGUCUCUAACUCUGGGAUCAAGGAAUUCUGGGAUGGAUUUGAAGACAUCACCAAGCGACCAAAGUCGAAAGAUGGAGAACCCAUGGUCUACAGACUAAAGGAUUGGCCGUCUGGAGAAGAGUUCAUGGCCCUCAUGCCUUCAAGAUAUGAUGACUUGAUGAAGAACCUCCCUCUGCCAGAGUACUCUGAUCCAGAAGGGAACCUCAACCUGGCCUCUCACCUGCCUUCGUUCUUUGUCAGGCCAGAUCUUGGACCAAGACUCUGCUGUGCCUACGGAGUAGCUGCAUCUCAGGACCAGGACUUUGGGACUGCAAACCUCCAUGUGGAAGUUUCCGAUGUGGUCUCUGUUCUGGUCUAUGUUGGAAUAGCCAAAGGCAAUGGAGUCUUGUCCAAAACUGGCGUGUUGAAGCGUCUGGAGGAGGAAGAUCUAGAUGAGGGGGUUCGAAGGAGACUGAAAGACUCCAGUGAAACACCUGGGGCGCUGUGGCACAUCUACCUCAACAGAGACAUGGACAAAGUCAGAGACUUCCUGCACAAGGUCUGUAAGGAGCAGAGGUUGGACAUUUCACUGGACCAGGAUCCCAUCAGAGAGCAUGGCUGGUACCUGAGCAGGAAGCAGCGCCAGCGGCUGUUGGAUGAGCAUGGAGUUCAGGGCUGGACAGUAGUUCAAUUCCUGGGAGACUCUGUCCUUAUACCUGCAGGGGCCAUGCAUCAGGUCCAAAAUCUCCACAGCUGUGUUCAAGUCAUCAAUGACUUUGUGUCUCCUGAGCACGUGGACAACUCCUUCCACCUGACCCAGGAGCUACGGCCCAACAAAGAGGAGGUCAACUAUGAAGACAAGCUGCAGGUGAAGAACAUCCUGUACCAUUGUGUGAAGGAGGCAGUGAGCUCCCUGAAAACAAGCGGCUCUGAGAAAGACGAGGAGCACAACUCAUGAUGUCCUCUCAGCUUCAGCCUUCUACAGAUGCAACUCCCAUCAGUAACUCAUCCUCGCCACACCCUCCUCCUCUUUGCGUGGAGGUCUGCGUCUCAUGACCACAAUAAAUGGCUAAGUCAAAGCUGGUCAUGUGAUCCAGAGGACCUCACAGUGUGAACCGCACUCAUGUCACACAUCCAGUGGCCAGUAAAAGGCACAGCUACCUUUUUCAUCAUCCCAAACCUUUAGUGCCAAGAGGAGACUAAGUGAAGAGCAGCAAGCAGCUGGGCUGACUGGGAUGAAAGCUCCACAGGUUCCUAACAUGGAGUGAAGGAAGAAAGAAACGGAGGUGGCAUGCUGACUGGGAGCCUUCUUAAAGCCAGUCUGAUGGCGUGAAACAGUACUACAAACCUCCAAUGGGGAAAAAAAAACUGAACUCUGUUGCAUCCAGCUGAGAUGCAGUUUCCAUGGAGGCUCAGACUGUCUUGUAAGCAGCAGUGAUGGUGGAGCCACUGAGAGACAUGCUGACCCCCUGCUGUCCUCACCGCUUUGGGAUCAUAAAGGCAGGAGCUUUAAUCUGUGGCAGCAGCUCACACAGCAUUUUGGACAGAAGAUUUUGCUGAUCACAACAGCAUCACCAGCAGCAUCAGGAUCUAAACUGACAUCUCUGAUGUUUUCAAAAGGAAAUAAAAAAGAGAUUUUGGGGGGGAGCAGGUGGAAACCAGAGAUCUCAGAUGUUUCAGUCAGUAGCCUCUGCUGCUCCCUUGUUUGUUGUUCCUUCCU
This is a messenger RNA of Archocentrus centrarchus (flier cichlid), 9249 nucleotides long. RefSeq names its product jumonji domain containing 1Cb (gene jmjd1cb). Gene Ontology annotation, molecular function: chromatin DNA binding; transcription coregulator activity; histone H3K9 demethylase activity. Lineage: Eukaryota; Metazoa; Chordata; Actinopteri; Cichliformes; Cichlidae. The coding region runs from base 418 to 8487 and encodes 2689 amino acids. The transcript is spliced from 30 exons. Gene Ontology annotation, biological process: regulation of transcription by RNA polymerase II. Gene Ontology annotation, cellular component: chromatin; histone deacetylase complex. The record is from RefSeq and is a predicted model, not a curated record.